AUGGUUGAAGUAGCUCGUGAUCUUCUGAAUUGUUUUAUUCGAGACUUUGAACAAUUGUAUGGAUUAAGAUAUUGCUCCAUUAAUAUACAUUUAUUAAUCCAUUUACCUGACUCGGUGAAAAAUUUAGGACCUUUAUGGGCUCACACCUGCUAUGAAUCUGAAGAUCUAAAUGGUCAAUUAUUAAAAUUAUUGCAUGGUACGUGGCAUAUUGAUAGUCAGCUAACAAGAUCUCAAAGUCAGUUUAUAACAAUGGCAAGAUUUAUUGAACUGUCAGCCAAUGAAAAUGUACGUAAUUUUUGUCAGAACAAAAAAGUACACUCCAAAAUUUUGGAUCAAAUUUCGGAUAAUUACUACAGUGUUGGCAAUUAUAAGUGUCUUGAUAAUGAGGAUAUUCCAUUAAUAAUUAUGCUUGCAAUGCAACGAAGUGAAUUAUUAAUGGAUAAUAUUACCAUAAGACUAUAUUUCAGGCUUAUUAAAAAUAAUAAAGUAUAUGUCUCCAAAAUGUAUAAAGAUAACAUGCAAACUCAGUCUUCAGUGGUGCAAUAUCUAAAAAAUGGCCAGCUCCGAUUUGGACUGAUUUAUUGUUUUAUACAAUGGUCACGCUGUAUUUGUUUACAAAAUAUUUGUAAUUGUAACAUUAAUCAUCACUUUGCUAAUGAGCGGCAAACGACGUCAUUUUUAUGCAAAUGUGAUGAAAUCAUUGAAGCUGUUGCGGUAGAUUCAUUAGUAACACCUUGCUUCUAUAUAAAAAUUCAGGCACAAAUCUAUGUAGCAGUACCGAUAAAUAACAAGGAACGAGAAUAA
Molecule: messenger RNA, 804 nt
Organism: Cotesia congregata
Lineage: Eukaryota; Metazoa; Arthropoda; Insecta; Hymenoptera; Braconidae
Source: the annotation of a GenBank genome assembly